Molecule: messenger RNA, 897 nt
Organism: Condylura cristata (star-nosed mole)
Lineage: Eukaryota; Metazoa; Chordata; Mammalia; Eulipotyphla; Talpidae
Gene: NANOG
Product: Nanog homeobox
Exons: 4
Coding region: 1-897 (298 amino acids)
Biological process (GO): regulation of transcription by RNA polymerase II
Molecular function (GO): DNA-binding transcription factor activity, RNA polymerase II-specific; RNA polymerase II cis-regulatory region sequence-specific DNA binding
Source: RefSeq, a predicted model, not a curated record
AUGAGUGUGGGUCCAGUUUGUUCCCAAAGCCUGCCUUGCCCAGAAACAUCCACUUCUAGAGCGUCUUCGCCAAUGCCUGAGGUUUAUGAAGCUGAAGAAGAUUAUUCAUCCUUACCUAAGUCCUCUGCUGAGAUGCCCCACACGGAGAAUGUCUCUCCUCUUCCUUCCUCCAUGGAUCUGCUUAUUCAGGACAGCCCUGAUUCUUCCACCAGUCCCCGAGUCAAACUUUGCUCCACUUCUGAAGAGAACAGCACAGAGAAAAAGGAAGAGAGGAUCCCAGUCAAGAAACAGAAGAGCAGAACGGUGUUCUCACAGACCCAGCUGUGUGUGCUCAAUGACAGAUUUCAGAGACAGAAAUACCUCAGCCUCCAGCAGAUGCAGGAACUUUCCAACCUCCUGAACCUCAGUUACAAACAGGUUAAGACUUGGUUCCAAAAUCAGAGAAUGAAAUGUAAGAGGUGGCAGAAGAGCAGCUGGCCAAAGAGCGGCAUGACUCAGAAGCUCUGGGCACCUGCAGACUACACCAGCCUCUACUCUUACCACCAGGGGUGCCUGGUGAACACUCCUGAGGACCUUCCAAUAUGGAGCAACCAGCCCUGGAGUAACCCGACCUGGGGCAGCCAGUCCUGGAGCCAGCCCUGGUGUACUCAGCCUUGGAACAACCAGCCCUGGAACCAUCAGGCCUGGAACAGUCCACUCCACAGCUCUGGCGAGGACCCCUUCUCCCCUCUGCUCCAGCUCCAACAAAAUUUCUCUCUCAGUGAUUUGGAGGCCACCUUGGAGAUUUGUGGGGAAAAUCAUAACAUUAUACAGCCACCCAGCAAGUAUUUUAGUACCCAGCAAAUCAUGGAUUUAUUCCCGACUUAUUCCAUGAAUGCACAGUCUGAAGAUGUGUGA